Molecule: messenger RNA, 2404 nt
Organism: Macadamia integrifolia
Lineage: Eukaryota; Viridiplantae; Streptophyta; Magnoliopsida; Proteales; Proteaceae
Product: probable leucine-rich repeat receptor-like protein kinase At1g68400
Exons: 4
Coding region: 264-2072 (602 amino acids)
Biological process (GO): protein phosphorylation
Molecular function (GO): protein binding; ATP binding; protein kinase activity
Source: RefSeq, a predicted model, not a curated record
UCAAUCUGUUGGUGGUUUCUUCCAAACGGAAACAGAAGCGUUGACUGGCGCUGCAGAGAAUUCACUUCCUUGAAGAUCUGAAAGCAGUAUAGCAGAGACGUCUCAGACAGCGCAACACUGCAACUACAAUCCCCCUAACAAAUCUCCAGCUUUGCACAAAUUCACAAAAUGACUAGAAAAGCCAGAAUAUGAGUGAGAGCAUCCUGAAUUUGGCAAGAAUCAAUGACCCAUGUCUGGUUUAAUCCGGUCAGAGACUCUGCAACAUGAGCAGUGCUCAGAAAUUCACCCUCUGUUUCAUGGUGGUUGUGUUUCAACUGGUAAGCUCCAUUUCAUUUGGUGCGGAUGGGUCCUACCUAGAUGAAAGAAAUGCUCUGUUUCAACUGAGGGAUUCUCUUAAUUCAACAAUUGAUUUGCAUUCAAAUUGGACGGGUCUGCCGUGUUAUGGCGAUUGGAGUAAUUGGGCAGGAAUCAGCUGUUCGAAUUGGCAUGUUAUCCAAAUUUCCCUGGAUGGGAUCCAGUUGACAGGUUCCUUACCGCCAAUGUUUCUUCAAAACCUUACUUUCUUGAGUAGACUUAGCUUGCGAGACAAUUCACUCUUUGGCUUUCUUCCCAAUUUUACAAAUCUUGACCACCUGCAAUACAUCAUCCUCUCCCAUAACCGCUUCUCAGGUUCAAUCCCACCAAAGUUAAUCAACUUGCCAUUAUUAGCUACGCUAGAGCUGCAAGAGAAUACUCUUACAGGGAAUAUCCCACCUUUUAAUCAAUCCAACUUAACAGUCUUCAAUGUUUCAUAUAAUCUCCUUCAAGGCUUGAUACCUAAAACCCCCAUUCUUCAAAGGUUUCCCUUGAGUUCCUUUGACUAUAAUUCACAACUUUGUGGGAACCCGUUGAAACAGUCAUGUCCUAUUAUUCCUGAUCCAGUCAGUCCAACGCUUCCUUCCCCAAGUCCUUCUAGUCCAUCGGGGAAGAGUGACAAAGUUGUCAUAGUACGGAUUACAGUUUCGAUAGCAGUUGUGGCGGUUGCGCUUCUCACUGUGGUCUCGCUUACCAUAUUGUGGUACCGUAAGACAGUGAACAGAAAAAGAAAUGUGGAGCAUUUUUCUGGAGAAGGUUUUAUAGAGCGGGUGGAAAAGAAAAGGCAAAUCUUCAGAAACAGGAGAGACCCUGAAAGAACAGUAGAAUUGGAUUUUAUAGACAAAGACAGACCAGUCUUUGAUCUGGAUGAUCUUCUGGGAGCUUCUUCAGAACAAUUGGGGACGGGCAAAUUAGGAAGUACAUAUAAAGCAACCCUGGAGUGUGGAUCAGUUUUAACAGUAAAAAGGCUCGAGGACAUCAAUAAGUUAAUAAGUAACAAGGAUUUUGUUCAACAGAUGCAGUUGCUGGGAAAGAAAAGGCAUGAAAACUUAGUGGAGAUCAUAUCUUUCUACUAUUCCAAGGAUGAGAAGCUCAUUGUCUAUGAAUAUGUCAACCAUGGCAGCUUGUUUGAGCUUUUACAUGGAAACAGAAUGGAAAGAAGAACUCCAGUGAAGUGGAGUACAAGAUUGUCAAUUGUCAGAGGUGUAGCUGAGGGCCUGAAUUUCCUUCACCAAUCCAUGCCUUCUCACAAGGUUCCCCAUGCCAACCUCAAAUCCUCAAACAUUCUAAUCGAUCUCAAACAUCAAAAAUACCAUCCUAAGCUCACUGAUUUUGGAUUCCUGCCACUGCUAUCAUCUCGUAAAUCCUCUGAGAUGCUUGCCGCUGGACGAACACCAGAAUUCUCCCAAGCUCAGAAACUGACCCACAAAACCGAUGUCUACUGCUUUGGCAUAGUACUUCUAGAGGUCAUCACUGGACGGAUACCAGAGGCAUCUUCACCGGGAAAUGAUGAUGUGCCAAAUGAUCUUGCAGAAUGGGCAAGGGAGGUUGUUAACGAUGACUGGUCAACAGAUGUAUUGGACAUAGAGUUAGUAGCAACAGAAGAAGGCCACUGUGAGAUGUUCAGGCUCACAGAAAUCGCACUCGACUGUACAGCUAUUGAACCGGAGAAACGUCCGAGGAUGAGUGAAGUGUUGAGAAAAAUUGAAGAGAUUUGAGGAAAAAAGAAGCAAUUUGAGAGAAUGAAGUAGAAGAUGUAGAGUGAGUGAUAAUUUGAUCUUUCACUUCCAGUGGCUUCUUCUUGCUUGAUGCUGAUGAGUACAGAUUUGAGGCUCAACUCAAUAUUCAAUAUUGGCUCCCACUUGGUGCUGGGUAACUGGCCAAAUUUCAUGGGAAAAGAAGAAAAAACGAGUUAUUGACCAUUGUCAAGAAGCUCCCCCCCUUCGUGCAAUUGUAACCAAAACUACCCUGAAAACAUACAUACCCUCCAUUAAGUUUCCUUCAUUUGUAAUUUCAUCCUUUCUGUAAUCUACUUUCAGAUCAUCAAGUG